Molecule: messenger RNA, 3447 nt
Organism: Exserohilum turcica Et28A
Lineage: Eukaryota; Fungi; Ascomycota; Dothideomycetes; Pleosporales; Pleosporaceae
Exons: 1
Coding region: 92-3322 (1076 amino acids)
Cellular component (GO): cytosol
Molecular function (GO): flavin adenine dinucleotide binding; sulfite reductase (NADPH) activity; oxidoreductase activity, acting on the aldehyde or oxo group of donors
Source: RefSeq, a predicted model, not a curated record
CAGCUCUCACUCUCUUCUAUACACCAAGAAGAGACUCUCGGCACCUCUCCGCAAAGACUGAGACGCCGAGGCGCAUACAUUGCCCGGCAAGAUGCAUUUCCAGCAGGCUGACUCGGCCGGCCCUGGCGCUGAGCAGAAGACGCCCAAGGACUUCACCAACAAAUCGUCGAGUCUGCCUUUCGGCCAGGACCUCGCCUACCAGUCCAUCAGCGGCCCGACCUACCUCACCGCGCAAACGCUCGUCCAGCAGGUCGCAUACGCGCUCUCGGAUAAGAUCUUCGCAUACUCGGUCGAGUCGUUUGACCUGGACGUUGCAGUCAAGCACUGGCACGAACAGGGCGAGAAGAAUGCCUUUGGAUACCAGACUGGAGUCUCCUCUCUGGAGACGCGGACAGGGGCGGGCGCAAUUGCGCUGGGCUACUUGUUCUCCAAGGACUUUGACCUGAAGAAGCGCCACAUUCCCCAGGCCAUCAUCGCCUCUUCCUCGACGCUCAACUACCUCCGCUCCUCGCUCGACCAGCUGGCCGCCCUCUACUCGGUCGCCAACCCCCUCACCGCCCACAUUGCUGCCGUCGACUACUCUGCGAAUGCGAGCGCCGGCCUCGUUACCGACUAUGUUUCCUCCCUUGCACUCGCCGAAGACCUGGGCCUUGGUCUCGUCUGCAGCCCGUCUGUCUUUGAGUCGCAGCACAUGUCUCUUUUUGCGACGUUGCUCUCGAGCGUCAUGCCUACGAUCCACACCUACGACGGCAUCAGCGUUGGACGGGAGACGGCAAGGCUGGUCGACACCCUUGACCAGAGCAGGCUAUACAACAGCUAUGAGGCAGUGCUGAAGGCGGUAUCUGAAGUAGACAAGAAGCACUCGGACGCUGCCGGGCGCACGCUGCGUCUCCUCCAGGCUUUCAACGACGAGCUUGGUGAGGACUACAAGCUCUUUGACUACUACGGCCAUGAGGAGCCAGAGAGUGUUCUCGUCGUCUUCGGCACUGUGGAGGCUUCUCUGACUGCUCAAGUUGCGACUGCACUUUCCCGGGACGGUGAGAAGGUCGGUGUCGUCAACGUCCGCGUCUACCGCCCCUUUGUGGAGGAGGCUUUCCUGGAAGCACUUCCCAAGAGCACCCGCCGCGUUGCUGUCCUUGGCCAGGUCAAGGAUGAAGCCGCCGUGCUCGACCCUGCUGAGUACUCACGGCUCUAUGCUGACGUACUGGCCGCUGUUCAGUUCACCCUCGAUAGGAGCAUAGAGGUGACAGACGUCAAGUACUCUCGCGAGCAAGUCUGGACACCCAGCAACUUCCUCGAUGCUUUCCGUCAAAUCCACGCCGAGAAGGAGGGUACAGACGUUCGCUCUCACAUCGACAUCUUGAACAAUGCCGAUGUGAAGCAGUACAGCUUCUGGAACUUGGAUGGAUCCCCAGCUCUCAACGCACCUGCUGCCAUCGGCAAGCUCUUCUCCACCGACUCCUCCAAGAAUGUCUUUGUGCGCAACGGACAUGACAACUUGGUCCAAGGCGGUGUCACGCGGACUGAUAUCCGUAAUGCUGACUACACCAUCGAGGCUCCUUAUGCUGUUGAGCAGGCUGACGUUGCUUACAUCGGCGACGAGGCUAUUCUCAAGGAGUACGAUAUCCUGAACAGCGUCAAGCCCGACGGCUCUAUUAUCAUUAAGCUUCCAGGCGUGAAGAAUGAGGACAUUGAGAAGAAGCUGUCGCCCGCAUUCCGCAAGGCUCUUGUCAGCAAGGACAUUGAGCUCUUCGUUUUCGACCCUACUCUGUCUGAAGCUGUCGCUGAAGCCGAGUCUCUGGAGCCUUACCUCACACAGCUCGCCUUCCUCAAGAUUGCUCGUGAGGACCUUCUAGCCUCCAGCCUAUCCAAGCUUGGCGCUAUCAACGGCAGCCCAGAGCUCUUUGAGAAGCUUGCUGCGCAACUUGAGAAUGCUGUCCGUGAGGUAGAGGUCCCUGCUGCCUGGGGCACUGUGGACGCUGAGCCCAUCCGUCUUCCCUCGGACAUCAAUGUCACCAGCUUUGCUCCGUUCGAACGAGAAGAGGACGAGCCUCCCACGCUGCUCAAGGACUGGCAAGUUGCUGCCAAGGGCUUCGUUUUCAAGGAGGCUUACGGCACCUCCAACCAAGUCCGUCCUGACCUUGGCGUCAAGACAAGCAUUGUUCAUGUCAAGGAGCGUCGUCGCCUUACACCUGAGAACUAUGACCGUAACAUCUUCCACAUUGAGUUCGAUCUCGGAAACUCUGGCGUCACCUAUGCCAUCGGUGAGGCUCUUGGUAUCCAUGCUGAGAACGACGAGAAGCAAGUCGAUGAAUUCAUCAAGUGGUAUGGCCUCAACCCCAACGAGGUUGUAGAGGUGCCAUCUCGCGAGGACCCCAACGUCCUGGUCAACCGUACCGUCUACCAAUCUCUCAUUCAAAAUGUCGACAUUUUCGGUCGCCCACCCAAGCGCUUCUACGAAUCGCUUGCAGAGUUUGCUACUGAGGAGGCUGAGAAGCGCGAGCUGCUCCAGAUCAUCAGCCCAGAGGGUGCUACCGAGUUCAAGCGCCGGGCCGAGGUCGACACCAUCACCUAUGCGGACAUCCUGCUCGAGUUCCCAUCUGCUCACCCAAGCUUCCACGACAUUGUCCGCAUUGUCAAUCCCAUGAAGCGCCGCGAGUACUCUAUCGCUUCUGCCCAGAAUGUGACCCCCAACUCUGUCUCUCUGCUCAUCGUAACGGUGAACUGGGUCGACCCCAAGGGCCGCGACCGCUUCGGUCAAGCCACCCGCUACCUCAACAGCCUCAAGAUUGGCUCUCCCGUCACCGUCUCUGUGAAGCCUUCCGUUAUGAAGCUUCCUCCCAAGACCACUGCGCCCAUCAUCAUGGCUGGUCUGGGUACCGGUCUCGCUCCUUUCCGCGCUUUUGUCCAGGAGCGCGCCUACCAAAAGCAGCAAGGCCACGAAAUCGGCGAGGUCCUGCUUUAUAUGGGGUCGCGUCACCAACGCGAAGAGUACCUCUACGGCGAGGAAUGGGAAGCCUACCAAGACGCCGGUAUCAUCACUCUGAUUGGCCGUGCCUUUUCCCGUGACCAGCCCCAGAAGAUUUACAUCCAGGAUCGUAUGCGCGAGUCUCUUACGGAUAUUCGACGCAGCUAUCUCGAAAAGGAGGGUAGCUUCUAUCUGUGUGGUCCGACAUGGCCUGUCCCCGAUGUCACAGAGGUGCUGCAGGAAGCUGUCGAGGUGGACCACAGGGUCAAGAACCCAUCUGCCAAGAAGAUUGACAGCCGCAAGGAGAUUGAGAAGCUCAAGGAUGAGGGCAGAUAUGUGCUUGAAGUUUACUAGACGGGGAAUGUUUUGUCUUGAUUAAGCUACGCAUAUAGACGGGCUGUUUUGAGGGUUCAUGAUAUUACGAAGGUUCAAAAAGGGGUAUUUUGAUAAAAUUUCCGGACAAAAUAGAUUGACGUUGA